Molecule: messenger RNA, 3284 nt
Organism: Plutella xylostella (diamondback moth)
Lineage: Eukaryota; Metazoa; Arthropoda; Insecta; Lepidoptera; Plutellidae
Source: RefSeq, a predicted model, not a curated record
UCACUGGUUUUGUGCAUGAAUGAAAGUGAGUGUGCAAGCGAGAGUAUAAACAAAAUGUUUAAUAUUUAGGGCGUUGGCGCUAAUUUCAUAGUAGAUAAUAAAGUGUUAGAAGACUGAUAAGCGGCCGUCCAAUAUUUGUGAUACAUUCAUAGAUAAGAUAUCUAGAUUUGUAGGUGAAACAAACUUUUUAUUACUCAUUUUUACUACGAGACUACAACCGCUGUUUUUGUUGUUUCGUGCAAUUUUCUCUUGCUCUGGUGUUCUUAUAUUAUCAAUUAAGACUACGUUUAUGUUUCAAAUCUUUGCCAAUCGAAGUCUUAUUAACGGGCGGGACACACGAUAACUUCGCAUUCAAGUAGCGGUUGUUUUGUUCACACGAUGUGAAUCUAUGAAUCAUAGUGGAUUCAGUGUUCUCAAACUAACAGCGUGAUUUUGUGAUGUGACAAUGUUGAAAACUACAGUUUUUUGUGUGUUGGUGUGCGUGAAUGUUGCAAGAAGUCAGUCCAAUAAGGAUUUAUACAAUGGACAGUUUAAUGAGUACAGUAACCAUCCAUAUGACAAGUCCAGGGAGUCGUCCCGUCUACCGAGCCCUGGAGACACGGACUACAGAACGUAUGUGUACAAUAACAGAAGAUACGGGACAGAUCCCGGUCGCUACAAUCCGUAUAACCCGAGCAUAAACCAGCCCGGAGGAUUUCCGUAUAACCCCAUAAAUACUAAUCCUCUGGAUGAGCAGUUCAAGUAUAAUACUAACCGAGACCCCAACAACCCUGAUGCCCUGUUCCCCGGCAUCCUUGGGGGCUGGCGUGAGGACCUACAGGGCCGCGAGCGCAGAGACUCCAAGCAACUGAAGCGGGAUAUCUUUGUUAACACCAACUAUGGACAGGUGCAAGGGUUUAAGGUGUAUCUGUAUGAUAAUCCAGAGCCCAGUUCCGGAUACAGGCCGUGGCUCACACCCGUGGAGCGGAUACAAGGAGAAGUCUCAGUGUUUCUUGGAAUACCUUAUGCCCAACCACCUGUUCUGGAAGGAAGAUUUAAGCCUCCCCGCCAGCACCCCGGCUGGCAGCUGCUGCAGGCCGUGGACUGGGGCCCCGCGUGCCCGCAGCCCGUGCGCUUCACCGGCGCCACCAAGGGCAUACGGGACAUGGACGAGGACUGCCUGUAUCUGAACAUAUUCUCUCCUAGUACGGAAGCGGGCGCCACGGCUCAGAAGUACGCAGUGAUGGUGUACAUCCACGGCGGGCAGUUCACCUCGGGCGCGUCCAACCUGUUCCCCGCGCACAUGAUGGCCGCCUUCUACAACGUGGUCGUCGUGUCGCUCAACUACCGCCUCGGCGCGCUGGGUUUCCUCUCAACUGCCGACGAAAACUCCCCUGGCAACUAUGGCAUCUUAGACCAGGCCAUGGCUCUCCGCUGGGUGUACGACAACAUCGAGUGGUUCAACGGAGACCGCGAGUCGAUCACUCUGUUCGGGCCGGGCGCUGGGGCGGCCUCGGCUGGGUUGUUAGCUGUAGCGCCUCAGACUAGGGAUAUUGUUACUAGGAUUAUUGCUCAGAGUGGCUCAGUGCUAGCGGACUGGGCGCUCAUAGAAGACAAGUACCGCGUCCAGAACACGUCGCUGGUGUUCGGGCGGCUGCUCGGCUGCCCCAUAGACUCGUCGUGGAAGCUGCUCAACUGUCUGCGGCAGGGGCGCAGCUUCUACGAGCUGGGGAAUGCAGAGUUUCAGCCACAAGUAGGCUUCCUCCCCUGGGGUCCGGUCCUGGAGAGCAACUUCACCUUCCCGGGAGACGGCUGGUACGCGGGCUGGCGCUCCCGAGACUGGCGUCUGCUGGACCAGCCGCCGGUGCAGUUAUUGCAGCGCGGGCAGUUCAACCACGCGCUGCAAUACAUGACUGGCGUUUGUGCGCAGGACGCCGCUUACUAUCUGUACAACAACGACUCCCUAGCCCCCACCUACGAGAUCUCAGAACAAUGGUUCGACCAAAAAGUGGCCGAGCUGGUCCACCGCUACAACUACACGCUGAACCCGCGCGGCGUGUUCGAGGCGAUCCGCUACAUGUACACGUACCACCCGGAGCCGCACAACGCGAGCGCCGUGCGCGACCAGUAUGUGCAUCUCCUAUCAGACUUCCUGUACCGCGCGCCCACAGACAAGCUGGUCAAGUUGCUUCUAGAACAGAAUGUGCCGGUGUACAUGUACGUGCUCAACACCACCGUGGAGGCCUUCCGCUGGCAGCCGUGGCGGCAGUACGCGCACGACACUGAAAGAUACUUCCUGACCGGGGCGCCUUUUAUGGACCAGGAGUUCUUCCCGCGCAAGCAGAGGAUCGAGCGGCAGGCGUGGACCGGCAACGACCGGAAUAUGAGCCACUUCUUCAUGAAGGCGUAUACUGACUUCGCACGAUUUGGAAACCCGACCCGCUCCCAAAUCCUCGGCCUCCACUUCGAGAUGGCCAAAGCCGGACAGCUGCGAUACCUCAACCUGAACACGACGUACAACAGCACCAUACAGCUCAACUACAGGCAGACGGAGCUCGCCUUUUGGAAUAUAUACCUGCCCACUGUUAUAGGCAGGUUGCUGCCGACUUAUCCUCCUAUUACUGAGUACUGGUGGGAGCCGAAGCAGCCUCUACAGAUAGCCUUCUGGUCGGUGUCGUCGGCCUGUCUAGUGCUCAUUGUGCUGCUAGUAGUAUGCUGUAUGCUGUGGAGAAACGCUAAGAGGGCUAUACCACCUAAAUGGAAACUGGUUCCAGAGAUAGAGACGGACCGCUACUUCAACAGCGAUAUAUUCAUGGUGCCCGAAUUAGACGAGGGCGGCAUAGACAACGCGCGCUCGCGAGACAACAUAUAUGAAUACCGCGACGUGCCCAUGAAGACCCCCGCCACGCCGCUUAGUAGAGCAACAAGCCACCCAGCGACCCUCCACUCGCGGCCAUCAUCCCAGGCGUCCACGGGCUCAGCCAUAUCUCUCAAAGAAGGCGUGGUCUCUAGUAGCCCCAACCCCCGCGCGCCCACCCCGCCCGCGCCGCGCGCUCGAUCCCGCACUCACAUGGUGCAGGGGGUGCCGCAGACUACUGUGUAGGGGGAGCGUUAAGGUUUGAUUAGAAUGGUACCACUGGGUAGUGAUAGGGUUAGGGAAGAAUUUUGGAUGCUUCAGUUGAGAAUGUUUUGAAAGACGCGUUUAGGGUGGUGUAUUUAACAUUGUAAUUGAUAGGGAAAUCGAAAAGCAGAAAUCCGCUCAAAUGGCAUCGCUUCAAUAGAUUUUAUACGUAUUAUCGUCUAUC